Dendrobium catenatum is the source of this 3309-nucleotide messenger RNA. Its product is annotated as putative pentatricopeptide repeat-containing protein At2g02150. NCBI's taxonomy places the organism in Eukaryota, Viridiplantae, Streptophyta, Magnoliopsida, Asparagales, Orchidaceae. Bases 176 to 2347 code for a protein of 723 amino acids. The record is from RefSeq and is a predicted model, not a curated record. The transcript is spliced from 3 exons. Gene Ontology annotation, molecular function: protein binding.
UGCAUUUGGUCGGGAUGUUCCUUCUCUUGCAGUUCUUCUCCGCUCUAAACACUCACAAAUUAAUCCCUAGUGCGCCUAAGUCGCUGCUUUCUUCCAUGCACAUGGAGGAAGAAGAGCGGCUUCUUCAUAAUUCUUUUCCAAUGGCUCCACUCAAAUCCUGCUCCUAGCCACGAGAAUGCUCUUUCUUGCCCGCCGCGUAUCUGCUUCCGGUAUCAGCUCCUCCCUCAAUCCUAUCCGCCGCCUAUUCUCCCAAACUGAUUUGGCCGAAGACCAUCGAAUCUAUGCUGCCCUAGCAACCUCCGGUCAUUGGGAUGACCCUUGCCUUUUGUCUAUAUUCUCAUCCCCCCUCGCCCCUGUUAAAGUCUCGAGAGUCCUUAUCGAGCUCAAGGAAGACCCCCAUUCGGCAUUUAGAUUUUUCAUUUGGGCUCCAAGGCGACGGGGAUUCCUCCACACCGCUGAAUCCUUCUGCAUCACUGCCCAUAUACUCUUUAGCGGGAGAAUGUACUUAGAAGCUCAGCAGGUUCUUCAAGAGUUUGUUAGUUCGACGAGGGUGUUACCCGAGUCCGUGAGCUUUGUUGAUGUGCUUCAGGUAACUGGAAGGAACUUUGGCAAUACGGGGUGCGUUUUUAACCCCGGGCUCUUUGAUACCCUUUUUGGCGUGUUAACUAAUAUGGGAUUUUUGGAGGAGGCCUACGAGUGCUUUUAUAGGAUGUGGAACAUCCGAAUUUUUCCCAAGUUGAGAUCUUGUAACAAUUUGCUUGAGAGGCUUACGAAAUUAGGCAAGGGAGAAUUGUCAAAGAAGUUUUUUGAGGAUUUGUUCUCUGCAAAUUUCAUGCCGAGUGUGUUUACUUAUAACAUUAUGAUUGAUUUCUUGUGUAAGGAAGGAGAUGUGAGGGGUGCGAAAGAGCUGUUGGGCAAGAUGAAAGAGAAGGGCUGUUUUCCUGAUGUGGUGACUUUUAAUUCAUUGAUUGAUGGACAUGGAAAAUGUGGGGAACUUGAAGAGGCUGUAUCUCUCCUAGAAGAGAUGAAGGUUAAUGGUUGCAAUCCUGACCUGAUCACUUACAAUGCACUCAUUAAUUGUUUUUGCAAGUUUGGGAAGCUACGUGGUGCUUUUUCUUACCUCAAUGAGAUGAGGAGGAAUGAUCUGAAGCCCAAUGUGGUAACUUACAGCACUUUCAUUGAUGCAUUCUGUAAGGAACAUAUGAUGCAGGAGGCAUCCAAGUUUUUUGUGGACAUGAAAAUGAGAGGUCUUAGACCAAAUGAGUUUACGUAUACAUGUCUUAUAGAUGGGAAUUGCAAAGCCGGAAACCUUCAGGAAGCACUGAUUUUACGUAAUGAAAUGUUGCAGGAUGGUGUAAAGUUAAAUGUAGUUACUUAUACUGCUUUAGUGGAUGGGUUAUGCAAAGAUGGGAAGCUCAAGGAGGCUGAAGAAGUUUUCCAAGCAAUGGUGAAGUCUGGAGUGUCUAUGAACCAAUUACCCUACACAGCUCUUAUCCAUGCUCAUUUCAAUAAUAAGAACAUGCAGAGAGCAGUGAAUCUGAUGGAAGAAAUGAGAGAAAAAGGUCACAAACCUGAUUUAUCAGUAUAUGGCACUGCCAUCUGGGGCCUCUGCAAUGAAGGGAAGCUCAAUGAUGCUGAAGCACUUGUUCAUGAGAUGGAUAACUGUGGCUUGAAACCCAAUCAUGUGAUCUAUACGACUCUCAUGGAUGCUAAUUUUAAGGCUGGGAAUACCUCAGAGGCUCUUAGUCUGCUUCACAAGAUGCAAGAGUUGGGCAUUGCCCCAACUAUUGUCACAUAUGGCGCCUUAGUAGAUGGUUUGUGCAAGCAAGAAUUAGUGCAUGAAGCUUUCUAUCACUUUAAAAAAAUGAGAGAGAUGGGUUUGCAGCCUAAUGUAUUGACUUACACAUCCCUUAUUGAUGGGUUUUGUAAGAGUGAAUGCUUAGAAGAAGCAACUAAGCUCUUUGAGGAAAUGGUUUUGAUUGGACUGGUUCCAGAUAAAAUUGCAUACACGUCUCUGAUGCAUGGUUAUUUGAAGCGAGGGAACCUACAGGAAGCGUUUGUCUUAAGAGACAAAAUGAUAGAAAGUGGGUUUGAGCUUGAUUUGCAUGCGUAUACUUCUUUGGUUUGGGGCUUAUGUAAUUGCCAAAAAAUGCAAGAGGCAAGGAACUUGCUUUCAGAUAUGAUUGCUUGCGGAGUUAACCCUGAUGAGAAUGUUUACAAUUGUUUGAUAAGGAAGUAUAAGCAGUUGGGUGAUGUGGCUGAGGUGUUGGAGCUACAAGAUGACAUGAGAAGGAUGGGUGUAAUUCCUAGAGCUAGUGAUGAGGCUGCACCAGCUGAUCAAACGUAGCAAAAUUAAAAUUUGAUUGAAUGUGGAUGGCCAACUUGCUGAUGUGCCGAAUGUGAAGUUGGAUAAAUGAUCUAAUUUUGGAGCAGUUAUCUUUUUGUAGUAUUUCGAUUCGGUGCAACACCAAUUAGCCGAAAUAUUAACAGUUAUGAUAAAAUGGAAAGUAUAAUUAAUAGGGACAUCAAAUAUUGAUAUGAUGGCUCUGUUUGGUGAAAUGGUUAAGUAAUGGUGGAAUCAGACGGCUUCAAGGUAUUUGUAGCGCUGGCAGCGAUGUUAGCGUUUUGAUGGCAACUCACAAAUUGGCUUCCUGGAUUGCAACUGCUGUGCUGAAUGAGGAAGCUUGAAGUUUGUUUCGCCUAAAGAAUACGAGUGAUAGAAGAAAUAACUCUGUAAGCGGAAGACUCAUCUUGUGCAACUGUUGCUAAACAACAGCACUUUGAUCCAAGGAUGCAAAGCUUGAUAUUAAAUCUCUCAUCACAGAAGUUUCAAAUUCUAUGGCUUCUGCUCGGAUGCUGGCAACUUGAUCCAAUUUAAAAAGAUGAUCAACAAACCUAAAGGAGGAAGACGGAAAAAUUUGUUGGGACUCGCAUAAUUUCAUUGAUGCUGCUUCUUCGACCAACCAUGAGAUGCAAAUAAAGCAAAUUUUAUAUCUUCGAUGAGAUAAAAUUUUACUAUAGUUCUGUUAAACGCAGAAGAGAUAAUCCUUAUAGAGUUUUCACAUGUAUGAGAUGCAAACAUCAAUCUUUUUUGUCAUGGCUUUUGUACUCCAAGGUUUUUGCUUCUCCAUUUUUAUUCUAAGGAUUUGAGUAUUGUAUUCUUUGUUUUCCUAUUCUUUUUGUUUGUAACACUUGAUUAUGGGGAACAAAGACUGAUCCAAUGAACUGUCUGUCUCAAAUUCUGAAAGAAUUGUACACAAUGAAAAGGGAGAUCUAUCAGGCUGUGAGUCAGAUUAUGUUUUCUUUUUA